Molecule: messenger RNA, 2369 nt
Organism: Drosophila innubila
Lineage: Eukaryota; Metazoa; Arthropoda; Insecta; Diptera; Drosophilidae
Gene: Vps51
Product: vacuolar protein sorting-associated protein 51 homolog
Exons: 5
Coding region: 23-2236 (737 amino acids)
Biological process (GO): Golgi organization; Golgi vesicle transport; retrograde transport, endosome to Golgi
Cellular component (GO): EARP complex; GARP complex; membrane
Source: RefSeq, a predicted model, not a curated record
UUGACAAUAAAUUGGAGUCGCGAUGGAUGAAAAAGAUAAUCCGUUUGAUAUGGACAGCUCCAGCUUCGAUUCGGAUAGGUAUCUGGAGAAGCUGCUGAAGGAUUGCUCACUGAAGCAGAUCAUGGACACGGAGGCGGCCGUUGUGAAGGAUACACAAACAUUGCACUCGGAUAUGCAAACACUUGUCUACGAGAACUACAACAAGUUCAUCUCGGCCACGGACACCAUUCGCAAGAUGAAGGACGACUUCAAGCAGAUGGAGACGGACGUGAAUCUGCUCAUGACCAAGAUGCAAUCGAUAACCACAUUCAGUGAGCAAAUCACAGGCACACUGCAAGGAACCCGCUCCCAGCUCUGUCGCCUCUCCGAGAAGCAUUCGCUGCUCAAGCGCUUGCAGUUUCUCUCCACGCUGCCGGCCAAGCUGAAGACGUUAAUUGAGGAGCAGAAUUAUGCGCAGGCUGUGCAGGAUUAUCUGCAUGCCCAGAAGGUGUUUGCCCAAUACGGCAGACAGCCCUCCUUUGAUGGCAUCCAGCGUGACUGCGAUGCCAUAAUGGCCGAGCUGAAGGAGCGUCUGCGUCAGGACUUCCAAAGGGCUGGAAAUACCGCGCAAUCCUUGACAGAAAUCGGUGAACUGCUGUUGCAGCUGGACGAGAAGACCUCGGAUUUAGCCAGCGAGAUGCUGAGAUGUGCUGGCAAGCGAUUGCAUGAACAGAUUGCCAUGCUGCAGGAUCAGACAGAGAGGGAUAUGCUGGAAUUUGUGGACAUGGGCAUCGAGGGUUUCCUCAACGAUCUGGCAUUGGUUGUCACUUCCUAUUUUGACAUGUUUGUGGCCAAGCACUAUGAGCAUGAACGCGAUGACUUCCAGGAGAAUGCCCUCAAUGAGCUGAACAUCUUCCUCAAUCAGAACAUUGACAAUUACCUCAGCCUGGUGCAGGAUCGCGUUGAGUCUGACAUUGGCUACGGCGACACUCAGGUCAUGCUCCGAGCUCUGGAUCGACUCCAUCGCCGGCUGCAGGCGAUGCGCAACAUCUGCCGUGGCCUUCAGGUGCAACGCAACACACUGGACAUCAUCAUUGGAGCUGCUCACCAGCUCUGCGAUGCACAUGGCAAGAGCCUGAGGGAUCACUUUGCGGAUAGUCUCAGUGCGGUGCGUUUGUCGCUGGUUUCGGCCAAAAGCGAUGUGGCCACGGGCGUGAAUCUCAACGAUCUUAUCAGUAAUCUGUAUGUGGCCAUGCUGGAGAAGAUCAAGGGUGUGCUGCAGGAUCUGUUGAUCUUUCUGCGCACCGAUUGGUCCUUCAACAUCAAGGCGGAGCACAAGGGUGCUUUGUGUGUGGAGGGCAUUAGGGAGCAUCUACUUAUUGGCUUCCUGCGUCACAUUUCCAAGAUGAUGUGCGGAUUUGCCGACACCUCCAGCUCCAGUCCGCCCAAUUUACUGCUGGUGCUCUCAAAGACUUGCCUCGAACUGGAGCAGCAGGGCGUCCAUAUAUUGAUAGCGCUAGUCGAUGAUCUGUAUGAGAUUGACUCGGAGAACAGCGCCACGCUCACCCACGAGACGGAGAUUUGUGCUGAGAUGCGAGAGACGGCACAGUCCGUGCUGGAUGCCUACGUCCGCUUGCAGGGCACAAACAUCUCGCAGAUGUUGCGCAAAAGCGUCGAGACACGGGAUUGGCUCAACUGCCUGGAACCACGCUCCGUGCGUGCUGUGAUGAAGCGCGUCGUGGAGGAACUGGGCAGCAUUGAAACAGUUGUGGCCAGCUUGUACGACACCGCCACAACCAAUGCAGGAUUUCGUACCACGGCAAGCAGCGACUCUAGCCGUAAGACGUACUUUAGUAACUUUAAUGCCACAAAGCCACAAUAUCGCUCCAACUGGUCCAACUACACGCCCUCCCAGCUCGAGUCGAGCUAUGUGUCCAAUAUACAUCGUCUGUUCUCCGAGCGUGUGGACAUCUUUACCUCCGUGGAGUUUACCAAGACCUCCAUUGUCAUGGGCAUCAUUAAGAUUGGGCUAAAGACGCUCCUGGAGUGCGUGCGUCUGCGCACAUUCAGCAAGUUUGGACUGCAACAGAUCCAGGUGGAUGCACACUAUCUGCAAAUGAAUCUCUGGCGCUUUGUCAGCGAUGAGAACCUGGUUAACUUUCUGCUGGAUGAGAUACUUGGCUCGGCGGUGCAUCGUUGUCUGGAGUCCGUGCUGAUGGAGCCCAAUGCCGUGGAGAUCAUUUGCGAGCGUGGUUAGUACUUAAAGCAUUGGCUACAACUAUAAACAAAAAUUGUAUUUGCAACAUUCCUGGCUUUAAUAUUUGUCUGUCUAUUUAAUUUUGUUAUUCAUUGCUAGCCUAAGGACUUGACAUAAUAUACAACUACACAAA